AUGGAGUCAGCCUACACAACUUCCACCACUCCACCAGUCGUCGACAUCACCAACAAGUCCGGCAACUAUGGUGCUUACCCCGACACACCAUACUCUCCUCCCCAGAUCGACCCCUGCGAGCGUUCACUGCACCACACUAACCGCAGUCAGUACUCUCGAGAUGAAUUUCACCACAAGCAGUGGUUCGUGACCAGUAGUGCCUACCUACGUGAAUGUUACGCCGAAUUCCUCGGCACCUUUGUCAUGAUCUCCUUCGGCAUGGGUGUCAAUAAUCAAGUCGUACUCUCGAAGGAAAAAGAAGGCACCUGGCUCAGUAUCAACAUGGCGUGGGGUAUCGCCGUGCUCAUGGGUGUAUACUGCUCAGAAGGAGUGAGCGGUGCUCACCUGAACCCAGCCGUUACACUUGCUCACGCCGUAUACGGUCGUCUUCCUUGGCGUAAGAUGCCUGGCUACGUCGUCUCGCAAUUCAUCGGAGCUUUCGUUGGUGCGUUUGCGAUCUACCUGCUCGACUACGAGCGUCUACACAAGGCUGAUCCAGAUAAAGAGACCAUGUUCCACAACUUCGCCACCCACCCGAACCCGGAGAUCUCCAACCUUACAGCGUUCUACACAGAAGCUCUGGCUACCGGAAUGCUCUUGCUUUGCGUGUAUGCUAUUACGGACCAGCGCAACCGUUCACCUGGUACCGUCGGUACUCCGUUCGCUUUUGCACUCAUGAUCAUGGCGCUCGGAAUGAGUUUCGGUAUGAACACAGGAUACGCGAUGAACCCAGCCCGAGACUUCAGUCCUCGCCUGCUUACCUUCUUCGCUGGCUACGGUACCAAGGUCUUCACGGAAAAGAGCUACUACUUUUUGGUCCCAAUGUUCGCGCCGCUAAUCGGAGGAGUCAUCGGCGCGGGUGCGUAUGAGAUCCUUGUGCAAGUGCAGCACCCGCACGACCCAUCCGAGUACUUCUGA
Molecule: messenger RNA, 957 nt
Organism: Phytophthora nicotianae INRA-310
Lineage: Eukaryota; Oomycota; Peronosporomycetes; Peronosporales; Peronosporaceae
Exons: 1
Coding region: 1-957 (318 amino acids)
Biological process (GO): glycerol transmembrane transport; water transport
Cellular component (GO): plasma membrane
Molecular function (GO): glycerol channel activity; water channel activity
Source: RefSeq, a predicted model, not a curated record